This is a messenger RNA of Yarrowia lipolytica CLIB122, 1749 nucleotides long. RefSeq lists its product as uncharacterized. Gene Ontology annotation, biological process: lysyl-tRNA aminoacylation. NCBI's taxonomy places the organism in Eukaryota, Fungi, Ascomycota, Dipodascomycetes, Dipodascales. The record is from RefSeq and is a predicted model, not a curated record. Gene Ontology annotation, molecular function: lysine-tRNA ligase activity; ATP binding; tRNA binding. Gene Ontology annotation, cellular component: cytosol; cytoplasm.
AUGUCUGAUAUUAAGGAAACUACCGAGGCUCUGGCCAAGACCUAUCUCGACGAGGAGACCGGCGAGCAGGUCUCCAAGUCCGAACUCAAGAAGCGACAGAAGCUUCGAGAUCUGGCCCGAAAGAAGGCCGAGAAGGCUGCCGCCCAGCCCAAGACCGAGAAGAAGGAGAAGGGCCCCAACGAGGAGGAGCUGACCCCCAACCAGUACUUUGAGAUCCGAUCUCGACAGAUUGAUGCUCUGCGACAGUCCAAGACUCCCAACCCUUACCCCCACAAGUUCAACGUCACUACCAAGGUGGACGAGUUUGUGGAGAAGUACAAGGGUCUUGCUCGAGGAGAGAUCAAGAAGGACGAGGAGGUUUCUGUUGCUGGCCGAGUGCACACCCUGCGAGCUGCUGGCUCUAAGCUGCGAUUCUACGUUCUCCACCAGGAGGGCAAGACCGUGCAGAUCAUGGCCCAGGGCCAGGACAAUGAGGGUGACUGGGGUAUCCAUGAUCUGAUCCGACGAGGAGAUGUCAUUGGUAUCCGAGGUUACCCCGGCCGAACCGAGCCCAAGAAGGGUGGUGAGGGUGAGCUUUCCGUCUUUUGCAAGGAGCUCGUGCUGCUGACCCCCUCUCUGCAUAUGCUGCCUACCCACCAGUCUGGCUUUAAGGACGUUGAGACCCGAUUCCGACAGCGAUACCUUGAUCUGAUCAUGAACGACUCCACCCGAGAGCGAUUCAUUGUGCGAUCCAAGAUCAUCCAGUACAUCCGAAAGUUCCUGGACAACAAGGACUUCAUUGAGGUCGAGACCCCCAUGAUGAACAUCAUUGCCGGAGGAGCCACCGCCAAGCCUUUCGUCACCCACCACAACGACCUCAACCUCGACAUGUACAUGCGAAUCGCCCCCGAGCUGUACCUGAAGCAGCUUGUGGUUGGAGGUAUGGAGCGAGUCUACGAGAUUGGCCGACAGUUCCGAAACGAGGGCAUUGAUCAGACCCAUAACCCCGAGUUCACAACCUGUGAGUUCUACGAGGCCUAUGCCGACGUCUACGACCUCAUGGAGACCACCGAGCUGCUCUUCUCCGAGAUGGUCAAGGAGAUCACCGGAGGAUACAAAAUUGAGUACCAGCCCCAGGGCCCCGAGGGCGAGACUCUCACCAUUGACUUCUCUCGACCCUGGAAGCGACUCGACAUUAUCGGCACUCUUGAGGAGAAGCUGGGUGUCAAGUUCCCUCCUGGAGAUCAGCUGCACACCGCUGAGACCAACCAGUUCCUGCAGGAGCAGCUCAAGAAGGUCGGUCUUGUCUGCACUCCUCCUCUUACCAAUGCCCGAAUGCUGGACAAGCUGAUUGGCGACUACCUGGAGGACACCUGUAUCAACCCCACCUUCCUGUACGGCCAUCCUGAGAUGAUGUCUCCUCUGGCCAAGUACUCUCGAGACCGACCCGGUAUCUGUGAGCGAUUCGAGGUCUUUGUGGCCACCAAGGAGAUCUGUAACGCCUACACCGAGUUGAACGAUCCCUUUGACCAGCGACAGCGAUUCGAGGAGCAGGCUCGACAGAAGGACGCCGGUGACGAUGAGGCUCAGCUUGUUGACGAGACCUUCUGCACCGCCCUUGAGUACGGUCUGCCCCCUACUGCCGGAUGGGGUUGUGGUGUUGAUCGACUCACCAUGUUCCUGACCAACUCCAACACUAUCAAGGAGGUUCUUCUGUUCCCCGCCAUGAAGCCUGAACAGACCUCCGAUAAGAAGGAGCAGCAGGAGUAG